This is a messenger RNA of Rhagoletis zephyria (snowberry fruit fly), 3199 nucleotides long. RefSeq names its product beta-mannosidase (gene beta-Man). The record is from RefSeq and is a predicted model, not a curated record. NCBI's taxonomy places the organism in Eukaryota, Metazoa, Arthropoda, Insecta, Diptera, Tephritidae. Gene Ontology annotation, biological process: glycoprotein catabolic process. Gene Ontology annotation, molecular function: beta-mannosidase activity.
UACGGCUCAUAGCAAACGAUUCGAUGAAAGUGAUAAGCUACUAAACAUAAGCGACAUAAAGUUGAAAGAAAGUUCAAGUGCACGCAAUAAUACAAAACAAAAAAAAAAUAAAAUAAAAUUAAACAACAAAAAAGUUCACUAGUGCAAACAUAUUUAGUACCUACUUGCGUUAAUUUACACACAUACUCAUACAUACAUACAUAAAUAGAAGAUGUGCAUGCAUAUUUGAUGAGUAUUAAACAAAUUUCAAUUGCAAAAUGCGAGCUAUGAAGCUGAAAAUUGCAGCAAACAUUCGCAUUGGCGUGCUUGUUGUAUUCUUCGCCGGUUGGCUGUGCAAUUUGUGUGGCAGUGCUGAAGCGGAGUCGGUUUAUGUGCAGGACUUGAAGGGUCUAUCGUGGACGCUUACAAAUGGCAGUUAUACCAACACCAGAGUGAAAAUACCUUCCGGUGUCUAUAGCGCUAUAGCUGGUGAAGAUGUACUCAAAUACAAAAAUGAUGUCGACCUGCGUUAUAUUUCAUACGAUAACUGGACCUACUCCCUCGAGUUUGCUGGAGAAAUUAAAGACUCACGUCUGGUCAACCUAACAUUCCAUGGCAUUGACACGAUUUCGGAAAUUUAUCUCAACGGCCACUUGCUUGGCCACACCGACAAUAUGUUUGUGCGCUACACCUACGAAGUGGGUCACAUUUUGGAGGAUGUGAAUAGAUUGGUGGUGCGUCUGACUUCGCCAGUGCAUGCCGCACGUGCCAGGGCUGAUGAGUUGACGGCGCGCAAUAUAUCUGUGCCGCCCGCUUGUCCACCCGUUAGCUAUCGCGGCGAAUGCCAUAUGAAUAUGCUGCGCAAAAUGCAGGCCAGCUUCUCGUGGGACUGGGGGCUGGCGGCGCCAUCAAUGGGCAUCUGGAAAACCGUGACGUUGGAGUUCUACCAGGUGGCUUUGAUACGUGAUGUGGAUGUUGCAAUUAGUCGCAAUGAGACGCAUUGGAAUAUGCAUAUACGCGUUUUCAUCGAUUCCGGCGGCAAGCAGGAUUUCUAUGCUGAACUUAAAUUUUAUGCAAUAGAGCUAAUGGAAGAGCCAGUUGUGAUAAAUACAUACUCGAAGAAGACGCUUUCGUGGCAGAAUCCAGUACUCAUAUUUGAUCAAGCAAUACCAAUUGAAAACGUUACACUGUGGUGGCCUAAUGGUUACGGCGAUCAGAAGCUAUAUCCACUGCAUUUCUCCCUCAAGACAUGGCUUUCCAAAAUCGGACCCAGCUUACGUGCACGCACUACAUCUACGAAGAGUAUACAUGUUGGCUUUCGUACCAUAGAACUCAUUGAAGAUGAAGCCAAGGAAGGCGUUGGCGACUACUUCCUCUUCAAAGUGAAUGACGUCGAGAUUUUUAUGAAGGGCACUAAUUAUAUACCCAUGCACAUAUUGCCAGAGCUGAGCUAUGACGAAGAACAAAUAAUUCAUCUUAUGCGCUCAGUCAAGGAAGCCAACAUGAAUAUGAUACGAGUUUGGGGUGGUGGCGUUUACGAGAGUAAUAGAUUCUAUGAAGAAGCAGAUAAGAAAGGCAUCCUCAUCUGGCAGGAUAUGAUGUUUGCGUGUGCCAUGUAUCCGGCCACAGAAGAGUUUCUUGCUUCAGUGCGCAAAGAGAUCAUACAGAAUGCUAAACGCAUAGCUUAUCAUCCGAGUAUUGCCAUUAUUGCUACAAAUAAUGAGAAUGAGGCCGCAUUGGUUGGUAAUUGGUAUGGUACUGCUGGUGAACGGGCGCGUUUCGAGGCCGAAUAUCGUGAGUUAUACAUAGGCACAGUAUUUCACGAACUGAAGAUUAUACAGCAUAGCUCACGGCCCAAGCCGCUAAUGUCAUCGCCGUCUAAUGCUAGGGCGAGCGAAAAGGAUAAUUACAUAUCAAAUAAUCCAGGGGAUGAAAACUAUGGCGAUAUACAUUUCUACACAAACUUCGAGGACGCCUGGGAUCCGAACAUCUAUCGGCGUCCACGUUUCGCCUCAGAGUAUGGCUUCCAAAGUUUGCCCAAGCUCACAACUUGGCAGCUGAGUAUGCAUCCCGGUGACAAUCUGCUCAAUUUAAUACAUCACCGGCAGCAUCAUCCCGCCAAUAUGACAUUGAUAACGGCUUUGAUAAGGCGGCACUUGCCAUUGCCGCUUCCGGAGGAUGAUAACUAUGUUGAAGCGUUGAUAUAUUUCAGCCAAAUCUCACAGGCAAUGGCUACGAAGAUCGAGACUGAAUUGUAUCGCAGUCUUAGGGAUACCGUACACCACACAAUGGGCGCACUCUACUGGCAGCUAAAUGACGUUUGGGUCGCACCAUCCUGGUCCAGCAUAGAUUUCUACGGUAAUUAUAAGCUGCUGCAUUAUUGGGCCAAAUCAUUUAUGGCCCCCAUACAUAUUGUAGCGCUCUACGACUCUGAUCAGGAUGCCGUAAAUGUAUCUUUGAUUUGUGAUAAGCUGGAGGUUGUAGAGUAUGAGGGCCUGGAAGUGUCUAUGAACAUUUACAAAUGGUCGGAUUUGUUUCCAAAGGUGCAAACUGUUUGGCCAGUCACAUUGAAACCUAAUGGCGUGCACUACGAUAAAAUAAUACCGGUUUCAAGCAUUUUCCCACGAGGUUAUACCAAAACUAACUCAUUUGUCGAGUUUGUUCUGCGUGAUCGUACCACUGAGCUUGCGCGCAACUUUUACUUCCCCAGCCCGAUAAAGGAUGCUGAAGGCGUGAGCGAUCCGCAAGUAACUCUGAGAGUUUUCUAUUCCUACUGCUACAAAGCGAAUAAUAACUACGCAAAUAUAAUUAGUUUGAAUGUAUCCGUUGCCAAGCCAGCGAUAUUUCUUUACCUCGAACUACUGAAUACCAGCGUUGCCAGAUAUAAGUUGUCGAAUAACGGUUUCAUGAUGCUGGUGCCAACGAAAUUGGUGCAUUUGGAGUUUUUCAGCAGCGAAUGUUUGGAUAUUAAAGUGAGCGAUCUCAAGGUUUUAACUGUCAAUCAAUACAUGUUAUGAAGUGUGUGCACUGAGAGAAAUCGUCUGUAAAACUCUGAGAAAUUUACUUAACGCCAAAGUAAGCUUAGGAAUUAAUUAUUAAAGAAAAAAUCGAAAUAAACUUUUUAGCUUAAGAACCUUAAUAGAAGUUGUAUAAUUCCAAUAUUUCAAUGGUUUUGCGAGCUUCAUUUCUAUUUUCAAUUGGAAAGAAAGCAAUUUUCUUC